This is a messenger RNA of Bubalus bubalis (water buffalo), 3067 nucleotides long. It is a transcript of the gene TRIM65, whose product is annotated as tripartite motif containing 65. The record is from RefSeq and is a predicted model, not a curated record. Lineage: Eukaryota; Metazoa; Chordata; Mammalia; Artiodactyla; Bovidae. Gene Ontology annotation, molecular function: protein binding; metal ion binding. Gene Ontology annotation, biological process: positive regulation of autophagy. The transcript has 6 exons. Bases 142 to 1812 code for a protein of 556 amino acids.
GGCUGGUCUGGUCGGAGGGGAAGAAAGGUUGUCACCCCAGCGGGUCCUCGCUCCGCCCGCUCCACCCACACCCCGGCGCCCGCGGUCCCUUUAAGAGGCCCCGGCCUUCCUUCCGCGCGCCCGGGGCCGCCCGCCGCAGCCAUGGCCGCGCAGCAGCUGGAGGACAAGCUGACCUGCUCCAUCUGCCUGGAGCUCUACAAGGAGCCGGUGACGCUGCUCUGCGGCCACAACUUCUGUGGGGCCUGCAUCCGGGACUGGUGGGGUCUCUGCGAGAAGGUGUGCCCCGAGUGCCGGGAGCCCUUCCCGGACGGAGCCGAGCUGCGCCGCAACGUAGCUCUGAGCGGCGUGGUGGAGGAGCUGCGCGCCACGCCCGGCCCCGGCCCCGGCCCCGGCCCCGGCCCCGGCCCCGAUCUCAGCCCUGGCGCGCGCUGCCCCCGGCACGGCCGGCCGCUCGAGCUCUUCUGCCGCACCGAGGGCCUCGGCGUGUGUUGCGUGUGUACCGUGCGGGAGUGUCGCCUCCACGAGCGGGUGCUGCUGGACGCCGAACGCCGGGCGCGCGAGGCCCAGCUGAGAGCCACGCUGGAGGUCACCCAGCAGCAGGCCGCCCAGGCCCAGAGGCAGCUACAGGAGCUGCAGCAGCGAAGCAGCCAGAUCCAGAACUCAGCCUGCACCCUGACCUCCGUGAUCUCUGGCAAGUUCAGCCGCCUGCUGCAGGCCCUGGAGAUGCAGCGGGUCAGGGCUCUGAGGGACAUCAAUGUGGCCAAGACCCAGGCCCUGGAGCAGGCCCAGCAGGAGAAACAGCGCCUGCAGGGCCACCUGGAGGCCGUGUCCCUCUGUGAUCGCAGGAUUCGCCACCUCCUGGAGCAUCUGGAUGACUGGACCUUCCUCCAGGAAUCACAGCAACUGGUGCCCCCAGGCCCUCUCGGGCCACUGACUCUCCCACAGUGGGAAGAAGAUCAGCAGCUGGGCGGCCUGAAGGAGUCACUGAGCCAGCUGUGUGCCCUCCUCCUGGAAGAGGGGGCUCACUCCGGAGUACCAGCCGAAGCUGCUGACUUGGGCUCUGUGGAGUCCCCAGGUCCCCUGGCACCAGUCCUGAGCCCAGUGUGUCCACUGAGGAGGAGACUCUGGCAGAAUUAUCGCAACCUGACCUUCGACCCUGUCAGUGCCAACCGCCACCUCUACCUGUCCCAGCAGGACCAGCGGGUAAAGCACCUUCUAAAGCCCCGGGGCCCAGACGGGCCCGGCAGCUUCGAGCUCUGGCAGGUGCAGUGUGCCCAGAGCUUCCAGGCCGGGCAGCACUACUGGGAGGUGCGUGCGUCCAGCCACUCGGUGACGCUGGGCGUGGCCUACUCGGAACUGACGAGGCGCAGGCAGGGGCCCCACACGGACAACAUCGGCCGCGGGCCCAACUCCUGGGGGCUCUGCAUUCAGGAGGACUGCACCCAGGCCUGGCACAACGGGAAGGCCCAGCGCCUCCCAGUCGUGUCAGGGCGGCUCCUGGGCGUGGAUUUGAACCUGGCCUCUGGCUGCCUCACCUUCUACAGCCUGGAACCCAAGACCCAACCCCUGCACACCUUCCAUGCCGUCUUCACCCGGCCCCUCUACCCCAUUUUCUGGCUCCUCGAGGGUCGGACCCUGACCUUGUGCCAUCAGCCCGAGGCCACCCUUCCUCCAGGGCUCCAGAAAGAGGCCUCGGGGCUCAGCGGAGAAAGGCAGGGGACGAGUGCCACCCCGGUGGCCAGGUGCCACCAUUCCCAUGGGCCCCAGAACCGCCCCAGCUGCUCCCCUGGGGACCUGAGGCCACAGCUCUAGUGGGACCAGUUGUUGGCUGGAAGACCAACUCAGGAGCUGGCUGGGCCACUUGGAAAGAGGCGGGAGGAAGCCUCCAAACUGGAGUUCACCUUCCCCUCCUCUCUGAAGGGGGCGAGGCUCAAGGGAGGAAGAUGGGAGCUCAGUUCUAGGGCUGCCUGGACCUCAGAGACCAGCACGGUGCCCAGGUCCUGCAGGAGCGCACAUGCAGGGCAGGACACACCACGGCAGGACAGAGUCACUCACAGGGCAACACCAGUUUACCUCCUACCAAGACAGUGUAGACCUCGGAACAGAGGAUUCCUAGAGGCAGUCUUGAGAAGGUUGAUUUUUACCUUCUCCGUCCUCAUUUCUUUUCUAUUUUCCUUCACAUUUUGGUAUAUUUUCAUCUUCUCUUUUACUUUGUACAUCUUGUGCUCAUAUUCUAUAAACAAUUGUGUUUUUCUGCAUCUUUUAUUUAACAUAAGCAUUUUCCACAUUGUUCAAAUUUUCUCCCUGAAUGACCACAACAUAAAUGGUCAUCCUAAUGACAAAGCCAAAUUCUAAUCAGAAUUUGUUUACCCGUUAUUGGACUUCAAAAUGUUUUAUGUGGGGGCUAUAAAAAUAUGGCCGUGAUGACUUUUUGGGAGGAGGCCACACCCUGCAGCAUGUGGAAUCUUAGUUUCCCCAACCAGGGAUCAAACCCUUGCCCCCUACAGUGGAGAGUCGGAGUCUUAACCACUUGGCCAGGGAAGUCUUGAGAUGACGACUUUUGAGCCGGAAGUUUUGGCCAUAUUUAUCGCCCUGUACGUGGGCUACAUUCCCUAAAGAGGAAUCACUCAACAAAGACACAAUGGAGACUUGAAGAUUUUAUUCUUAUACAAGGGACCGAAAUGAAGAAACCUUGCAUCAGGCCAGCUGACUCCUGCCCCCCGGGCUGCCAGCCAGUCGUCACGGCACAGCCUCAGCUGCCAUCAUUCUCCGCUCAUCCCUACCCGGGUUGUGGGCAUCAAGCGUAGGUGCCAGCACAGCUCCCGCUCCUUUGAUUUUGGAUUUUGCCAUUCAGAACAUGUUUCCCUGCAGGUCCUUGUACAUGUUUUAUCUUGUGUUUCUGGAGAUGAGGGUGCUGGGUCAUUGGGGAGCAAUAAUUUUGUACAAGACAGUACUUCUGGAUCAGGGGAGUGGUCCCAAGGGUGUCUGCUUUCUAAUUUUUUACACUGUACAUGCAUGUUUUAUAGACUCGUGUGUAUUUGACAAUAAAAGCUUUUUUAGAAAAGGA